AUGGACUCUCACAGAAAGUGCAACUGCUGCUACUGCACUGACAUCAACACCUUUGUAGGAGCAGUGAAGGAGGAAACACUCCAGGAUUCACAGUCUAACUUGAGCUCGACACUUUUGGGGGAAGCAGACUACCGGGAAGACGAGGAUUUUGAAGCAACUUUCUUCUCCAACUUUGGAGUCAACCAGCAGGAGGGCGAGGAGAUGGAGAAUUCUCUGUUCAACUCACCAUUUCUGGAAGAAACAAACUACUUGGAACCCAAAGGAUUUGAACCCGCAAGAGGAGAAGCAGCAGCCUCUGUUGCAGAAGCACCGCAAGCCUGGAAUGGGAAUGAAAAUCGUGGAGGCGGCUUUCUGGAGUCCAACGCUCAGCUGGGGGAGGCGGAUGCCGCCCCCGUGCCGCAGUCCCUGAUGCAGCCUCUGAUGCAACCUGUUGCACAGUCUUCACCGCAGCCCCUGCCGGCAAACCUGCUACAGAUCCCGCAGCAGGCCCAGCCGCAGCCCCAGGAGCUGCCCCAGGAGCAACCCGAGCAGGCCGAGCAGGCCGAGCAGCAGGCCGGGCAACAGCAGAAUCCCCGACGGUACCGCAUCUGCUUCACCCCGUUUCAACUGCAGGAGCUGGAGGCCUAUUUCCAGCGCGUCCAGUACCCGGAUUUGCUUGCUAGAAUGGAGCUUGCCCGACGCCUGGGCUUGCCUGAACCCAGAGUGCAGGUUUGGUUUCAGAACAGAAGAGCCAAGUGGAGACGACUUCGGCGGGCACAAGCAUACAGAAACAUGGUUCCAGUCGCUAUGGGUCCCCCUGUGGGUGUAUACGUUGAUGAUCAUUAUGGUCCCAUUCCGAUUGUGGAGGUUAUUUGGAAAUACUUCCCUAUGAUGCCGCGUCCCAUGCACCCUCAAAUGAUGCCUCUUCCACCCAGGGGCCCUCCACUAUUCAGAAUGCCACUACCAUUUAGGCCACCACCUCCACCUCCAUUUCCCUGGCCACCUGUACCACAUGAUCUCCACAUUCCCAAUGCAGCAAUGGGAUAUAACCCUAACCCCAAUCGCAACCGCAUCCCCAACCCCAUCCCCAACCCCAUUCCCAACCAUACUGAAGUCUACAUCAGUUUUCCCAAAGUGUUUUCCAACCAGAUUUGUAUUGUUCGAAGACACUGUCAAGCAUUACUUAUCAAAUAA
This is a messenger RNA of Arvicanthis niloticus (Nile rat), 1173 nucleotides long. The record is from RefSeq and is a predicted model, not a curated record. NCBI's taxonomy places the organism in Eukaryota, Metazoa, Chordata, Mammalia, Rodentia, Muridae.